AUGCAACGUUUGUGUUGCUGUCAAACAAAUAACGAAACGAUUUGCUCAUUUGUUGAUAUUUGCAUUUUGCAACGGUCUUCGCGGCAGCAGAAGAAGUCAAUGGAUGCCUCUCCGCCCCAUAAGAACGCAGAUCUCAAGUGCGCUAAAGAUUUCGCAAUGGACUCUGCGAUUUCUACGACCUCUCGGGGCUUGAACUCCACACGAGGAAACCACAUCGAGUAUGUAAGCAUUUUCCCCGCUGGAUGGCUAUGA
Drosophila erecta is the source of this 252-nucleotide messenger RNA. RefSeq lists its product as uncharacterized. The record is from RefSeq and is a predicted model, not a curated record. Bases 1 to 252 code for a protein of 83 amino acids. NCBI's taxonomy places the organism in Eukaryota, Metazoa, Arthropoda, Insecta, Diptera, Drosophilidae. The transcript has a single exon.